AUGCGGACGCGGCUUCUCUGGGGGGUGGCCCGCUCCCUUUGGUCCCGCGGGACUCUCGACCAGCCCCGCCGGCGCCUGAGCUGCGGAAGUCCGCAGGUGGAGGAGCUGUUCGCCCGCGGCGGGCCGCUGCGGGCCUUCCUGGAGCGCCAGGCAGGGGCUGAAGUCCAGUCCCGAACGAGGACACCGGCGCUGGCUGCGGUGGCCAAACUCCUGAGCGAGAAGGAGCAUGAGCUGCGCGAGACGGAGCACUUGCUGCACGAUGAGAAUGAAGAGUUAAAGAAACUUGCCGAGAAUGAAAUAACUUUGUGUCAAAAAGAAAUAACUGAACUGAAACAUCAGAUUAUCUUACUCUUGGUUCCCUCAGAAGAAACAGAUGAAAAUGAUCUUAUCCUGGAAGUAACUGCAGGAGUCGGGGGUCAGGAGGCAAUGCUGUUCACGGCAGAGGUAUUUGAGAUGUAUCAGCAGUAUGCUGCGUUUAAAAGGUGGCAUUUCGAACCUCUGGAAUAUGUUCCAAGUGAAAUAGGUGGCCUGAGACAUGCAUCUGCGAGCAUUGGUGGUACAGACGCCUAUAAGCACAUGAAAUUUGAAGGAGGCGUGCACAGGGUGCAGCGGGUGCCGAAGACAGAGCGCCAGGGCCGCGUCCACACAAGUACCAUGACCGUAGCGAUACUGCCGCAGCCUACUGAGAUUAACCUGGUGAUUAAUCCUAAAGACCUGAGAAUCGACACGAAGCGAGCCAGCGGAGCUGGAGGCCAGCAUGUAAAUACUACUGACAGUGCAGUCCGCAUCGUUCACCUCCCCACAGGUGUUGUUUCUGAAUGCCAACAAGAGAGAUCACAACUGAAAAACAGAGAGAUGGCUAUGAAAAAGUUACGGGCCAGACUCUACAGCAUGCAGCUCGAAGAAGAAACAAGUAAACGGUACGCGGCAAGGAAGAUUCAGAUUGGAACUAAAGGAAGGUCAGAGAAAAUAAGGACAUACAAUUUUCCACAGAACCGGGUCACAGACCACAGAAUAAACAAGUCAGUGCAUGAUCUUGAAAGCUUCAUGCAAGGAGAGUGUUUACUGGAUUAACUUGUGCAGUCACUGAAGGAAUAUGCCGAUUACGAAUCCUUAGUAGAAGCUAUUUCCAAAAAUGCAUAA
This is a messenger RNA of Elephantulus edwardii (Cape elephant shrew), 1143 nucleotides long. It is a transcript of the gene MTRF1L, whose product is annotated as mitochondrial translational release factor 1-like. Gene Ontology annotation, biological process: translational termination. The transcript has 7 exons. The record is from RefSeq and is a predicted model, not a curated record. Gene Ontology annotation, molecular function: translation release factor activity. NCBI's taxonomy places the organism in Eukaryota, Metazoa, Chordata, Mammalia, Macroscelidea, Macroscelididae.